GCCAUCAAGCAGGCGAUGGGCGAGCUCUACGAGCGUCUCAGGCAGACAGUCGACAAGGUGUCAGCGCUUGGCGACUUCCAGCGGCCGCUCCGCGUGCUCAGGCGGCUGGUCGGAUUCCCCAGCUGCGCCAAGGCUCUAGUGCACCAUCCCAAGUGGAUUCCCAAGAAUCAAAUCAUGCUCAUCGGGGAAGGGAGGGCCAUGGAGCUCUCCAGCUUGCUCGGAGCCUUCUUCCACGUGAGCGCCAUCCCCGACCGCGAGUUCGCAAGCCAGCCUGAUGUUGGGCAACAGUGUUUCUCCUCGCGCCGGCCAGGUGACUUGGUGUCAUCUUUCGCUGCUAUCAAGAGUGUCACGAAUUGCUUGCAGGAUGGACUCACGGAUGUUCUUCUGGCGCUGCUUAAAAAUCCGGAUACUCGAGGCAAGGUCCUUGAGUAUCUUGCGGAGGUGAUCAACAAAAAUGUGGGGAGAUCUGGCAUGCAUGUGGACCCUCUAAAAUGCGCUAGCUCCGGUAUGUUUGUCAAUCUUAGCGCUGUGAUGCUCCAUCUAUGCGAGCCUUUUCUGGAUCAAAUGGAGUCUAAGAAGGGCAAGAUCGAUGUCAAGUACCUCUUCUGCAACCACAGGAUCAAUUUCAAAGAUUUGACCGCGAUUAAUGCCUCUUCGGAACAAGUGUCUUCAUGGACAGGGAGCUGGAGCCAUGCGCAUGCUCAAGAGAAUUUCUCAUUCAUUUGCGAAUGUUUCUUCAUGACGGCCAGGGUACUCAAUAUGGGGUUGAUGAAAGCUGUAGCGGAUUUCAAACACCUCUCUGAAGAUCUCGCAAGAUAUGAAGAUGAUUUGGAAGCAAACAUAGCAUUCAGAGAACAAUCAGGAUGUUCGCCACAGCUUGAGCAAGAUAUAAAACGUUUGGAGAGGACGGUCGCGGUUUUAUCACAAGAGAAGUACUGCUAUGAAGCUCAGAUACUAACGGACGGUGCGUUUCUUCAGCGUGCGCUGUUUUUCUACAGACUAAUGAUAUUGUGGUCAGUAGAUCUUGUUGGUGGAUUUAAGAUGCCUUUGCCAUCACAAUGCCCUAUGGAGUUUUCUUGCAUUCCGGAGCAUUUUCUUGACGAUGCAAUGGAUUUACUUGUCCUAACCUCCAGAGUUGAUAGUAAAGCUUUGGAAGGAUUCCCAUUGGAUGACUUUCUCAAUUUCAACAUCAUGUUCAUGGCCAGUUCUUCUCACAUUAAAAAUCCUUAUCUGAAAGCAAAGAUGGUUGAAGUUUUGAACUGUUGGAUGCCACGGAGAAGCGGCUUGACAUCCACAGCCUUGUUAUUUGAGGGGCACCAACUAUGUCUUGAUUAUCUAGUACCAAACCUUCUGAAGCUUUAUGUGGACAUCGAAUUUACUGGCUCCCAUACACAAUUCUUUGACAAAUUUAAUAUCCGACACAAUAUUGCUGAGCUUCUGGAAUAUUUAUGGGAUGUUCCCAGUCACCGAAAUGCUUGGAGACAAAUAGCUAAACAAGAGGAGAAGGGUGUAUACUUGAACUUUCUGAACUUCCUUAUCAACGAUAGCAUCUAUCUUCUCGAUGAGAGUUUGAACAAAAUUCAUGAACUCAAGGAAAUAGAGGCUGAAAUGGCUAACACUAUUGCGUGGAAUAGCAGACCCGCUCAAGAAAGGGAGGAGCGUUUGCGUGUAUUUCAUCAAUCAGAGAAUAUUGUUCGUUUUGAUAUGAAGCUGGCAAAUGAGGAUGUUGGGAUGCUUGCCUUCACGUCAGAACAAAUUCCAGCGCCUUUACUUCUUCCAGAAAUGGUGGAAAGGGUGGCAAGCAUGCUAAAUUACUUCCUCUUGCAACUUGCUGGUCCACAGAGGAAAUCACUGACCGUAAAGGAUCCCGAGAAGUAUGAGUUCAAGCCGAAGCAGCUAUUGAAACAGAUUGUUACCAUCUAUGUCCACAUAGCAAGGGGUGAUAAGGAAGCUAUCUUCCCUGCUGCAAUCACAAAAGAUGGACGAUCAUACAAUGAGCAGUUGUUUGCUACUGCAGCUAAUAUUUUGUGGAAGAUCGGGGCAGAUCCACAAAACAUACAGGAGUUUACGCAACUCGCCGGUAAGGCAAAAGCUGCAGCCUCUGAGGCCAUGGAUGCUGAAGCUAUCCUUGGGGAUAUACCAGAUGAAUUUCUUGAUCCAAUUCAGUAUACUCUCAUGGAAGAUCCUGUGGUACUACCAUCGUCGCGGGUUACAAUCGAUCGUCCAGUUAUUGUCCGGCAUUUGCUCAGUGACAGUACUGAUCCAUUCAACAGGUCCUAUCUCACACAAGACAUGUUGUUACCAGACACGGAUCUUAAGUUGCGCAUCCAAGAGUUUAUCAGGUGUCAGCAGUUCAGGGCACGGCCGGCUGCGGACUCCGUGAUGGAGGAGCCUGAUGGCAGUUCAGGCAUCAAGUCAAUUAUCUUGGUUCUCCCCUACUUCAGUCUCUGA
This is a messenger RNA of Lolium perenne, 2451 nucleotides long. Its product is annotated as probable ubiquitin conjugation factor E4. Gene Ontology annotation, cellular component: ubiquitin ligase complex; cytoplasm; nucleus. Gene Ontology annotation, biological process: ERAD pathway; ubiquitin-dependent protein catabolic process; protein polyubiquitination. Gene Ontology annotation, molecular function: ubiquitin-ubiquitin ligase activity. NCBI's taxonomy places the organism in Eukaryota, Viridiplantae, Streptophyta, Magnoliopsida, Poales, Poaceae. The record is from RefSeq and is a predicted model, not a curated record.